UUCGGAAAAUACUUUAAAAAAAGCAAACGUGUGUUGAAUUCAUUGGUAGUAUAUAAUAAGAUACCCUAGUGACAUCUUCUUUCACUAAUCGAACAUUGCUGUUUCUAUUUCUUUUCAUUUGGCACGUUAUCUCCGGCUUACAGAAAUUUUGGCGAACGGACAGUUAUUGCAUCAAUCUGACAAUCUGAGACGAGUCAAGAAAUUUAUUUGCAUCUUUAUUGUUGAACAUAUCAUCUAAAUCAUGGAAAAAUCAGCAUUAGCACAAGAGAAAGUAUGGUUUGACAAACCAUCCUAUGACAAGGCGGAACGACUAUAUUUUGAAAGAAUGGCUAAGGUGGUGUCUCAUAAAAUUAUGGAAAACUGCUCGCUCAAACCUGAAGUUUCUGUAACUAAUAAUUGUCAGACUAAUUCCUUCUUGAAUAGUAACUCUUUGACUAAAACAAAGUCUGACAGAUUUAAAGACAAUAAGUUAUUGAUUUCUGAGAAUAUUUCAAAUGAUAUGAAAAACUCUAAAUGUCAAAUAAAAAUAUCAAAAAUAAAUAAACAUGAAGAUAAAUUGAAUAUGCAAAAAAAAGAAAAUAUAGAAGAAAAGCAAAAAUCUGACAAUGUCAAAAAUGAUUUAAAAGAGAAGGAGAAAGAGACGAGUCCUUCAAGUGAUGCAUCUAAAAAAUAUAAUACGAAAGAAGUAAAAGAGAAAAAGAAUAAAGCAGAUACAAGACAUAGAAAUAGAAAACAAAAAAAUGAUAUUAAGGAAGUAAAAGAAAAUGUUACUCCGUUAAUAAGGAAUAAGCAACAGUUACCUAUUCAGGGAAAUCAACAAACUACUAGUCCAAUUCUAUCUGCUGGUGGAAGUUUAGCCAAUGAGGUUGCCAAGGCUCGUCAACAUAUUAAACAGUCUUUACAGUGUUCUUCCAAGAAUUACAAAAUGCUAUUAAAAGUUUGGAGGAACGUGUCAAAGCUCUUGAAGAUAAGGUUCAUCCUCUUGUAUCUGCUGCUCCUCCAGUAGCAGUUUGUCCUCCUAAACCUCAACCAGGUUCAAAACCAGCACAAGAAAAGGCUGAUGAUGACGAAGAUAACCAGUCCUGAUUGCCAAGUCAAAUAUCAUAUUAGAUGUAAAACCAUGGGAUGAUGAAACAGAUAUGAAAGCUAUGGAAGAAGAAGUUCGAAAGAUUGAAACCGACGCAAAACUUGUUCCGCUUGCCUUUGGGAUUCAUAAACUUCAAAUUUCAUGUGUCGUAGAAGAUGAUAAAGUUUCCGUAGAUUGGCUUACAGAAAAAAUUCAGGAAAUUGAGGAUUAUGUACAAAGCGUAGAUAUUGCAGCCUUUAAUAAAGUUUAAAAUAUUAAUGAAGCUUCCUUUGUAGAGAAAUAUCUGACGGUUCUAAUUGCAAUCAGGCAUUGGUCUGUUGUGCCAUCUUUUCAUUCCAUUAGCAAUAUCUACUUUGAUAAAUACGUUAAAUACGUGUUCUAUAUUAAACGCGAGUGUCCAGAAAUAAAAAACCUAGUUAUUGUACUCCAAUUUUAAUAUUUGAUGUGUCAAUUUAUCAAGUUUUUAAAAAUACUCAAAUUUUCAAACUGAUUGUACGAUCGAUAUAUUCUUUAUAAGGAAAAAUAUAAACAAUAAAUGUCUAACAUAAUUCGGUGUAUAAAAUUGUAACGUCAAGUAGAAACAUUUAAUUUGCUAUAGAUGCUAUCGAACAUUAAUGAUAUUGUAUGUAGGUAUAUAAUGCCAAUUACUAGUAUCAUUUUUAAUUGUUUGUCUUGGAGUAUUGUUAUUAUAAAUAAAAAUUGUC
Heterotrigona itama is the source of this 1791-nucleotide messenger RNA. The record is from the annotation of a GenBank genome assembly. NCBI's taxonomy places the organism in Eukaryota, Metazoa, Arthropoda, Insecta, Hymenoptera, Apidae.